ACGAAGGUAAACCCUCCGGAAUCAGUCUGUUCGAAAUGGAAGAUCUUCGUGCUUCACUUCCAGAUCUUGUCAAAGAUUGGCAUACUCCUUCAAAGAAUAAGCGUCAGUGUUUAGAUGUACUUAAAAUGCAUACACCAAAUGUUAGAAAGCGUGUUGAGGAUUUGCGUAAGAUUCAGACUGAACAUGAUGAGAUGAAAGCCGAAUUUUUUGACGAGAGAGCAAAACUUGAAGUCGAGUUCCAGAAGAAGUAUAAACCACUUUACGACUUGAGGUUUGAUAUUGUGAGUGGUAGGUGCGAAGUCGGUGGAGAAGUGGGGAAUGCUGUUCCCAAUUUUUGGCUCAAUGCUAUGAAGGCAAAUGAAGUGCUAGCAAAGGUGAUUACAGAGAGGGAUGAAGAUGCCCUCAAGCAUCUGAAAGAGAUCGAAUGGGAGAGUAUUAGUACACCCAAGGGGUUCAAGCUUUCUUUCUAUUUUAUUGAUAAUCCCUAUUUCGAAACUGCUACCCUGGAAAAAACGUAUCACGUGACUGAUGAUGAUGAACCAAGUUUGCAAAAAGUAAUAGGGACUGAAAUUGAAUGGAAAGAUGGGAAAAAUUUGACACGGCAACAGGAGAAAAAGAAGCGAAAGCGUCAACUAGAUGACUGUGAAAGUUUCUUUAAUUUCUUUAAUUCUCACCUGGUCCCUGACGAUGAUUAUGAUCUUGACAAAGAGGCAUUCCACCAUUCGUGACAAGAUCAUCCCACAUGCUGUCUCAUGGUUCACCGGAGAAGCUGUCCAGGUUGAUGAAGAGAGUGAUACGGCUGAAGAGAAUGAUACGGAUGAAGAGAGUGAUACGGAUGAAGAGAGUGAUACGGAUGAAGAGAGUGAUACGGAUGAAGAGAGUGAUACGGAUGAAGAGAGAGAUAUUGAUGAAAUUAUGGAUGAAUCCAGGGAUGAUAAUUCUGUAAACAAUGAUAAGAAUGAUAAUUCUGUGGAUGAAGAGAGUGAUACGGAUGAAAUUAUGGAUGAAUCCAAGGAUGAUAAUCCUGUAAACAAUGAUAAGAAUGAUAAUUCUGUGGAUGAAGAUCUUCUCGGUGAUGAUUAUUCGCCCCGCGGGGUUUAAAUGUGGAUCAAGGCAAGAACAGGAAGAAACCCCAAAUUCUGAUCUCCUUUCUUUAUGCUAAUUUUGUUUUGUCUUUCUUUCAAAUUGAUUCUAAUAUCUUCUCUUUG
Papaver somniferum (opium poppy) is the source of this 1208-nucleotide messenger RNA. RefSeq names its product nucleosome assembly protein 1;3-like. Gene Ontology annotation, cellular component: chromatin; nucleus. Gene Ontology annotation, biological process: nucleosome assembly. Gene Ontology annotation, molecular function: chromatin binding; histone binding. The transcript has 9 exons. The record is from RefSeq and is a predicted model, not a curated record. The coding region runs from base 36 to 728 and encodes 230 amino acids. NCBI's taxonomy places the organism in Eukaryota, Viridiplantae, Streptophyta, Magnoliopsida, Ranunculales, Papaveraceae.